UGUUUCUGAUAUGGCGGCAUGCGCAGCAUAAAUAGCGGGACGGCGGGACCACAAAGCGGGACCUACGAAGUUGCGCGUGCCCUCUGCAUAUAGCUCUGUGUUGUUGUGAACUCACUCUACGUAUGACGGCAGCAGAGCCUCCCACACGUUGCCGAGAGAUCGAACGCAAGUUCAGGGUGCCGCCAGACGUCGAGCGACGCCUACUCGCGCUCGGAGCCAGUCUCGUGUCUCGGAAGACCUUCGUAGACACUUACUACGACACGGAAGACUACUUUCUCUGCCUGCGAGACCACUGGCUUAGGCUGCGCGGCAGCGAUGAGAACAACGCGUGGGAGCUGAAGCAUCGCAGAAAGGGAGACGCCUCGUGCGCAGCAGCAGCCACUGCCUACCGAGAAGUUCGCGGCGACGCUCAGAUAAUGGCGACGCUCGGAGAAGUGCUUCCACAGACUAGGCUGGUAAAGGACGUCUCGCGGGUCAGCGACCUGGUCGCCAACGGCACGCUUCGGGAGUUGGCGGUGAUAACGACCGUUCGCAAGACCUUCAAGGCGCCGGCGGGAAACGCCGUCGUGGACAUUGACGAGACCGACUGGGGCUUUUCGGUGGGCGAAAUAGAGGUCGUGCUCGUCGAGUCCGACGAUGGAUCGGAUCUGCAGGCCGGAGCCGUCGAGGGGGCCACCGCCGAGAUUUCGGCGCUUUCCGCCCAGCUGGGUGUUGACGAAGAAGGGCCGCCGCCAGAAGGAAAAGUAGAAAGUUACCUGAGGCUUCGACGACCUGAGCUGUAUUAUCGUCUGCUCGACUGUGUAUGGUCACGUCACACAGCUAAAUAAAGAUGUCUGGGCCUCGUGUGAAACGCACGGCACUGCACGUGGAACCCAUCACGCAUUUUGAAGGAGAUCUCAAACACCAACCGAAUUCUGCCUUCUUAUAAGUUAAAUAAAACUAAA
This is a messenger RNA of Dermacentor silvarum, 944 nucleotides long. RefSeq names its product thiamine-triphosphatase. The record is from RefSeq and is a predicted model, not a curated record. The coding region runs from base 123 to 827 and encodes 234 amino acids. Gene Ontology annotation, molecular function: thiamine triphosphate phosphatase activity; magnesium ion binding. Gene Ontology annotation, biological process: thiamine diphosphate metabolic process; dephosphorylation. Lineage: Eukaryota; Metazoa; Arthropoda; Arachnida; Ixodida; Ixodidae. The transcript has a single exon.